CAUAUCAUACUAAUAUUUUAUUGGUAUUAUAUUAUAGUAUUUUAUCGGUGUUUUGGUUGGAAAUAGUGAACAAUUAAUUUCUACGCAAUGUCUUAAUUUUAAUUGAGCAUUGUUCUCAGAAUCUUACUGCAAUGGAGCAAUCUGAUAUUGGGUUAAAUCUGUAUUGUUUUGGGUGUUUGGUUGCGAAGGAGGAAAAGUCAUUCUAUUGCCUAGAACUCCAGAAUUCAGUUUUCAAAACAAUUAUACAGGCUGAAUGUCUCUUCCUCUGCUACCUCUGCAAACGGGCCGCGCAAAAAGCAGAGUUGUUCAUACAAAAUGUCCAAAAUAACCAUAUUCUGCUUCAGAAUAUACAUAGGAUGGAAACUUCCACUUUACAAUCAGCUCGGACACAAACUCGGCCUCCGCACCAGCUAUCUCCAGUAUCCCUAGACAUCAUCGAGUUAGGAACCGAGUUAACUCAGGAGGUGCAUAGUAGGAACUUGGGCUAUGAUAACCGACUUAACGUAAAGCUAGAGAUGAAGGAAGAGAGAGUACCAGAUAAUUAUCAAGAUGAUAACAGCAGCCAAGAGUCAUUUGUAAAAGAGGGCUUACCUCUAAAAGUAUUAUUAAAAGAAGAGAAAGAAACAGAACGAGUGGAGGAAAAUCCCAAGAAAAGCCCCAGGAAGUAUAAGAAGAGAAAGAAGAGGAAUGUCGAAGAAGAUGAUGAGCUAGCCAUAAUACCGUUCGAAAUAACCCGAGAGCAAUGCUUGGAGGAGCGCGCGCGCAUGGCGCUGGAGCCGCGCUACCUGGCCGCCGCGCACAAGUGCGUUGACUGCGUCAAGGGGUUCAACUACAAGGACAGCUUCGACAAACAUAUGGAGAAACAUAACGAGAGCAAUGGCAACUUCGAAUGCGACGUGUGCAAGCAGAGAAUGAGUACAGAAGAGAAGCUAGUCGGUCACAAGAAAUACCACGAAAAGCGGUACCGCUGCCCCUCGUGCGGCAUGACGCGCGCCAGCCGCGUGCUGGUGAAGGACCACUACUCGGCGCUCCACUCCUCGCGCCAGGUCAGGCACAGCUGCCCGCACUGCGACAAGACAUUCACACGUAAACUAGCAUGGCGGAAGCACGUGUCCAGCGUACACGGUCGCGCGAGGGAGACGUGUCAAUAUUGUAAGAAGACUUAUGCCAACAAAGACGUAUUGAAGGCGCAUAUAAACCUCCGACACCCAAUAGAGGGCACCACAGCCCCAAUUGUCAAGUCCCACGUUUGCCAAGAUUGCGGGAAAGCGUUCAAGAGUCCUUCGUCACUCAAGAUACAUAGUGUCAAGCAUUCGCCCAACAAAGACUACUAUUGUGUCGAGUGUGACAAGAGUUUCAAAUCAGCUACAAUACUGAAGCAUCAUUUAAAGACGACGUCAGUGCACGUUAACUACGUCGAUUUACCCUUGGCGUGCUCGCACUGCGGCAAGCGGUUCGCGAUCCGCCGCGACCUGGAGCAACACGUCAACAGAGUCCAUCUCAAUAUAAAACCAUUCCAGUGCGAUCGCUGUGAGAAGGCCUACGUGAACGUGUGGUCGCUGAACGAGCAUCGCCGCCUGGCGCACGAGGGGUUCAAGCGGCCGCUCAAGUACCCCUGCUCCAUGUGCGACAAGGUCUUCGAUAGUAACCAGAUCCUCAAAGACCACAUCCGGACUCACACGGGCGAGCGGCCCUUCCAGUGCGCGCGCUGCCCGGCGCAGUUCCGCCAGGCCGGCACGCUCGGCACGCACGUGCGCCUCGUGCACCUGCGGCUCACCCGGGACGGCCGGCCCCGGGCCGCGGCCGAGUCGCGGCCUGGACAGGAGCGGGGGUUUGGGCCAGUCCAAACCGACGCAGAGUCGAACCGGUAUGGGGACGCGUCUCAAACUAACUAGAAACGACAGACAAACAAGAAAUGGCCAUAAAAUAGUACAUUACGAUACGAGUGCGAAAAAUAGGAAGUUCGAAAUGAGUGGCGAUAAAUUAAGACACGACCGAAGGGAAGGAAAAAUUGAAAAAAAAUGUAUUCGAGAGGCUACCCCCAAAUAAAAAAAAACUUUAGUUAAUUUUAGGUCACGUGUUUAUAAAUAAAAAUUACGUUUUAUGUACAGGAGCGUUCAAAAAAUGGGGAAAAAAAAACAAAAAAUAUUUUUUUUCUGUCGAAUUUCACAAAAAGUCGUAUAACAUUUUUUGCUUCUGUUGCCAUCAGGAAUGCACCGUUAAAAUCUCUCGCAAUGCUUACCUUGUAUCUGCUAUUAAUAGUACAUUACGAUACAAGUGCGAAAAAUAGGAAAUUCAAAACGAGUGGCGAUAAAUUAAAACACGACCGAAGGGAAUGUUUUAAAUCGACACGAGUUGCGAAUUACCUAUUCGCACAUGUAUCGUACAACGUUUUUACAGUACAUAUGGCCCUUUAAAUGUUCGACACAGUAACGUAAUAUGCUAAUUUUCGCACUAGUGCGGUAAAGUAGCACCAUAUGUACUGUAAUAGUACAUUAUGAUACAAGUGUGCUAAGUUGGUCAUUAUACACGAGGCGAUAUUGUGCGCGCGAGCUGUAAGCGAGCGCGCAAUAAGAAAGCCGGUGUGGGUGGGUACUGUAAAUAACUAUUUUUGUCAUAAGAAUUACUAAUUCGUUUAAAUGAGUACAUUUUAUAAACUAGAUUAAAGAGAGAGUUGACUACGAUUUUUUUCAUAAUAUUUAUUUGUUAUUACUUAUUUAAUUAAAUUAGACUUGGAACGGGUUGCACCACGUACAUAUAACGAACUCAACGUUAACAUUCACUGCCAGCGCGAGCUACGCGUGUCGAUAUUUUUCCGCUUUGUAACGAAAAGCGACUAGAACCGGGAACCCGCCUAGUUGAUCGCUGGCAGUCAAUGUCUUAAAAUAUAGCUUUAUCAAACUUUUCAUAAGAAGAAAUUGUAACGAUGAUUUUGAUACAGAUCGUGUCGUGUCAUUCACGAAGACGCCUUGACUGUUUUUGUCAUAUUAUUAAAGAUUAGAUACAAUACAAUACAAUACAAUACAAAUCCUCUUUAUUGCACAACCUCUGAAAAAAUGUACAUGGAAACACAUAUAAUACAUGAAGAUAAAGGUAAACAACAAAAUAAGGUAAGGUAGGUAAGAUAAGAUUUAACAACUCUGCGCGUCAUCGUGGAUGGCACGAUGUAUAUAUUCUUUUUAUGGGUUUGGUGUAACAGCAGCCCAAUUUUGGUCAAUAAAAUAAAUACACUAAACGUAUGAUUAGAUUAACUAGUAAUAUUAAGUAGUAUAUAAUAUGAAAUAAAUGAAUAAAGUUAGUUAAAAA
Molecule: messenger RNA, 3306 nt
Organism: Cydia pomonella (codling moth)
Lineage: Eukaryota; Metazoa; Arthropoda; Insecta; Lepidoptera; Tortricidae
Product: zinc finger protein 878-like
Exons: 13
Coding region: 132-1895 (587 amino acids)
Biological process (GO): regulation of transcription by RNA polymerase II
Cellular component (GO): nucleus
Molecular function (GO): RNA polymerase II transcription regulatory region sequence-specific DNA binding; DNA-binding transcription factor activity, RNA polymerase II-specific
Source: RefSeq, a predicted model, not a curated record